AUGGGUGGAGCUGAUGAACAAAAUCCCUCUCCAUAUGCUCGAAGUUUACAUGAUACAACUUAUGCAUAUUUGAGAGCAUUGAAUUUAACAAUGUUAAAAUAUGGAUAUAUGUCAAGUGAUUUAGCCAGAAAUGGGACACAGAUAAACAAUAUGAGUAAAGGGGAAUUUGAUGGAGAAACUGGAAGAGUAAAUCUUGAUUCAUUAGGCAACAGAGAACCAACAUUUUACGUUACAAUGCUUGAUGCGUCUGAUAAACCUCAAGAUGUUAUUGAAAUAAGUAUUGUAAACAAUAUUUUGUCAUUAACUAAAAAAUAUACUGAUGAAGCAACUAUUUGGGCAAAUAGAGGAGGAAAGAGACCUUUAUAUAAACCAUUAUGUGGAUAUACAGGUUUAGAAUGUCCACAAAAUAUGACAACAUAUAUACUAAUUGGCGGCGGAUUAAUUUUACUUUUAUUUGUAGCAACAGUCUCGGGUAUUAGUUAUGCUAUUAGGUUGGACAUACAUUUGUUACACUAUUUAUUUAUUUAUUUAUUUAUUUGCCUCUUGGGCGACAUUACAAAUUUGAAAAUACAUAUAUGGAUUGAAAAAAUAAAUUAA
Molecule: messenger RNA, 597 nt
Organism: Meloidogyne enterolobii
Lineage: Eukaryota; Metazoa; Nematoda; Chromadorea; Rhabditida; Meloidogynidae
Source: the annotation of a GenBank genome assembly